AACAACUUCCCCCUUCACGUUUCUGUUACCUUCUCGUCUUCCGCGUUUUUCUUCUUCGCAUUAUAUUAACCUUAUUCCUAUUUCCUUGGAAACUUCUGGAUUAAUUCACCCCACCCCCCAAUUUCUAGGGUUUAAUUUUCUCCUCUCAGAAACCCUAAUCUAUCCAUCGAAUUCAGGAUUUUCUUUUGGUUUUUGGUGAUCAUGUCGAGUUUGGAGGAACCACUUGGUUUUGACAAGCUGCCAAGCAUGGGCACCGUUGACAGGAUUCAGAGGUUCUCAUCUACUGCUUGUCGGCCUAGAGGAGAUGAUGUGGGCAUGGGGAGCUCCUGGAUUGAUGGGAGGACUUGCAGCACAUCUAAUAGUUGUGGGGAAGAUUAUGAAGAAUAUGAUGAGGCAUUCCCAUGGAGAAGGCAUACAAGAAAUGUGUCUGAAGGUGGCUCCUUUAAUCGAAGGAGUUCAAAUUCUGGAAGGAAUCAUGAUAAUUUUGGAAACAUUUGUGAUUCACGUUACUUGCCAGAUCAUCAAUAUAACUCCAAUGCCGAUGACAAAGACAUAUGGGGUAUAACAAAUAAGUUUUUGAAAGGCAUGCCCAAGUUUGUGAAGAUAGUAGAAGUUGGUCCAAGGGAUGGAUUACAAAAUGAGAAGAAUACUGUUCCUACCUCCAUAAAGGUUGAAUUGAUACGUAGACUAGUAUCUUCAGGUUUGCCUGUGGUUGAGGCUACAAGUUUUGUUUCGCCUAAAUGGGUUCCUCAGCUAGCAGAUGCUAAGGAUGUAAUGGAAGCUGUUCACAAUGUUGAGGGAGCUAGACUUCCUGUCCUUACACCUAAUAUGAAAGGUUUUCAAGCAGCUAUAGCAGCAGGCGCUAAAGAAGUAGCAGUCUUUGCAUCAGCUUCUGAGUCCUUCUCAAAGUCAAACAUCAAUUGUACCAUUGAAGAGAGUCUUGCUCGUUACCGUGCUGUUACUUCAGCUGCUAAAGAGCUUUCAAUUCCUGUCCGGGGGUAUGUUUCAUGUGUUGUUGGUUGUCCAGUAGAGGGAGAAAUUCCUCCUUCCAAAGUGGCAUAUGUGGCAAAAGAGCUUUACGAAAUGGGCUGCUUCGAGAUUUCCCUUGCUGAUACAAUUGGAGUUGGCACACCUGGUUCUGUUGUUCCCAUGCUUGAAGCAGUUACGGCAGUUGUCCCUGCUGAGAAUCUUGCUGUCCACUUCCAUGACACUUAUGGACAAUCUCUUCCAAAUAUUCUAGUGUCUCUCCAGAUGGGAAUUAGCACGGUGGACUCCUCUGUAGCUGGUUUAGGGGGCUGUCCAUAUGCCAAGGGAGCUUCAGGGAACGUUGCCUCUGAAGACGUUGUCUACAUGCUUCAUGGUCUAGGUGUGAAAACCAAUGUAGAUCUGCAAAAGCUCCUGUUGGCUGGGGAUUUCAUCAGCAAGCAUCUUGGCCGCCAGUCUGGUUCAAAGACGGCCAUUGCAUUGAGCCGUGUUGUUGAUGCCUCCAAUAUAUAAGAAAAUAUGAAGGCAGCUCAAAUUUAAUUCAAAAAAAUUUGAGCAGAAGGAUUCUUUUUACCUGGCAUGUCUCUCAUUCUACGUGUUGCCCCAUAUAUAUUUGUAAUAUAGAUAUAUAUAACUAUAUAGGAAUAAAAAGAACCCAAAACCAUAAGUCAGUUACCAUUAUUUUGGUAAUGGAGAAUUCAUCAUUAGAAAUUGUCACCAGCUUGAAACAAAAGCUGCCCCAUUCUAUGUCAUAUCCAGUUAAUUGAGUUAUGUACCAGCUUCUGCUGCAUUUCAAUGUUGUAUUUCCAAACUUUUUGUCGAGAUUAUGUUCAAUGUAAACACACAAAAUAUCAAUGCAUCUGCUUAUGUUCCGAUGUCAAAAAGGUAUGGAAUUUUGUUUUUGAUCUUUCCUUUUGACAUUAAACAGGGAAAAAUCAA
This is a messenger RNA of Rubroshorea leprosula, 1923 nucleotides long. NCBI's taxonomy places the organism in Eukaryota, Viridiplantae, Streptophyta, Magnoliopsida, Malvales, Dipterocarpaceae. The record is from the annotation of a GenBank genome assembly.